GCAGAAUAGCCUGGCUGUGCUGAGGCAGCAGAUUGCACAGGGAGCUGCACCCCAUCAGAGCAGCAACGCUGUUUGAAUACAUCUGGGAACAAAUUUUGCAGAAGUAUUUGGCAAGAUUUCCAGCUUAUCUUUGAAAACCCUGGUUUUUAAGUUGCUGACUAAACACAAGACUGACACUUAGAAACCUUGUUAGACUGUCACAACCUGCAAUCCUUUUAAGUCCAGAUCGUGAAACACUGCGUGAUUACACACACACGUACAAAUACACUAAUUUUACAAGGUCUGUUUCUGUAGUUUAGCAGAAGGGGGUAAAGGAUUUCUAUUCUGGUCCCUAGGGCUGUGACUUCCAAAGAAAACUCUUCGUUAUUAUGCUUUCAGUUCUAAAGCAGUCAACUCCCAGGUAUACACUGUUUUUUUCAGCCAGCAAGUUUCUGUAAAUUAACCAUGCCAUCAAAUUCUUCUCUAAAUUUUUGCAUUUUGUGGCAGUCUUGCAUCUGCAUUGACUUUAAUCUGCGUUACCCUUGCUUUUCAAAGCAAGCAAGGCACAAACCUGUGCUGAAAGGAAGACCAUAAAAACCAUAUCAGGAUCCAGCAUGCAGCAGGUUUUUGUCAACUUGUCCUCUUUUCCUCAGGCCAUCAUCUCCUCCUCCUUAACAAGCCUUUGGACAUGAAUUCAAUGUCAUCAGAACUUUGUGUUUGGGAGGCUGACAGACACAAGGAGUUGGCUUGUUAUAUGAACUGUUCAAAAGAGCAGACUAAUCGGUGGCUAAGCAGACUUUGGAGCAUGUAAAGUGCUAGAGGGUCCCUGCAGUUACACAGCUCCAGUGAACAGCCAUUCAUCUUUAAACAGAGUACAUCUUUCCUCUUGGGAAAACUCCCAGUUCUCUUACACAAUAUCCCCAGGGAGGAAAAAAGACCACCUUGACAUGGGAAGACAACUCACUAGUUAAAAGAAGAUUAAGUAAAGCCAUUAGGGAAUUUCAGCGAAAGGGAAACACUAAGGCCUCCUUGAACAUUUACAGUGGAAACCAGAAUUUAAGAAAGUCAUUUUUACUCAGUCUGAGAACUGUACUGAAAAUACAGAAUUAAGAAAAGCAAGUAGCUGAAAAUUGGGAGAGCAAUGUCUGCUGAACUGUGAUUGUGGAAACACAAGAUGACAUAUUCGACACUAAAUGAUAUAUUGCAAUUAGACUGAGGGUACCCUGUUUCUACUGCCAGAUCUCUGUGUGGAAACAUAGUGAAAUUCUGGUAACUUAAUAUCCCAACCAAAUCCCCACACUGCAAUAAAGUCAAAAAUCAACGCUUUUACAAUUCUUAUUAUUUCUUAAUCUCCAGGAGUUCCCCAGGAGUUCUGGAAAUUUCAGUGCACAGCUGUUUUAGAACUGUACUAUCAGCAGGAACCCCAAGAUAAUGAGAUUACUUUAAGCAUAAUCAGAAUUAUAGAUAGAUGGAUAAUGAGAUUACUUCCAGGGCGAUCAGAAUUUUUUAUGUGUGCACAUGUAAGUGUGCGUGUACUCAAAAGGUGACAGUGUUGGGGCUUCCCGGCUCAGGAAGGCAAACUGGCACGUCACCUGCUCUUCGCUCCUGUGUCAAGUGUAAAUAGUCCCGAGGCUGGUGCGUGGGUGCUGGGGCAGGAGAUAAGCCCUGGGGAGAAAGAGGCAGGGCGAGUGGUUCCCGCAGCCCACGCUGCCCUUUUACCUGCUGAGCCAGGUAGUUUCCAAGAGAGACCGCGGGUCUUGUUUGCUUACCUUCAACCAGCCCCUGACUCCCAGUGGAGGGUUAUCUCUGCGGCCACGGAGAAGGUCUCAGAUCAUCUCAGAAAAAUGUUUUGCAAGGCCAGCGUGAAGCAGACAAAAUCUGGAGCAAAGAAGGAUUUUAUGCGGUUGUCAUAUUUCUCAGCAUCUUUGUCAUUCUAGUAACUUGUUUAAUGGUUCUGUACAGAUUAAAGGAGAAGAUCCAGUUGUCACUGAGACAAGAGAAGGAAAAGAAGCAGGAGAUCAACCUCUCCCCCCUUCCCCUGCCAACAGCUCAGUCCGAAUAUAAGACCACCAACAGCAUGGUCCAGCCUGAACAGGCUCCAAAGGUUGUUAAUGUUGUAGUGGACCCUCAAGGCCAAUGUGUUCCUGAGAUCAAACCUCCCCUGUGUGCCAGUCCGUCUCCUUUCAGAAUGAAACCUGUGGGGCUCCAGGAAAGACGAGGCUCCAAUGUUUCACUGACUUUGGAUAUGAGCAGUUUGGGAAGUGUUGAACCUUUCGUUGCUGUGCCAACCCCACGAGAAAAAGUAGCCAUGGAAUACCUACAGUCAGCCGGCCGCGUCCUGACACGGCAGCAGCUUCGAGACGCAGUUGCGUGUUCUCAUUUGCUUCAAACAGAAUUCAUGGAAAUACCAAUGAAUUUUGUGGAUCCCAAAGAAAUUGACAUCCCGAGUCACGGAACUAAAAACCGCUAUAAAACAAUUUUGCCAAAUCCUCUAAGCAGAGUGUACUUGAAACCAAAAAAUCCAACUGACUCCUUGAGUACCUACAUAAAUGCUAACUACAUUAGGGGAUAUGGAGGUAAAGAGAAGGCUUUCAUUGCAACUCAGGGACCCAUGAUUAAUACUGUGAAUGAUUUCUGGCAGAUGGUUUGGCAAGAAGACAGCCCUGUCAUUGUUAUGAUCACAAAGCUGAAAGAAAAAAAUGAGAAAUGCGUGCUCUAUUGGCCAGAAAAAAGAGGAAUAUAUGGGAAGGUUGAAGUCCUUGUUAACGGUGUGCAAGAAUGCGAGAACUAUACUGUCCGUCAACUUACGAUAAAGCAAGGGAGUCAGUCUCGGAGUGUGAAACACUACUGGUACACAUCCUGGCCGGACCACAAGACCCCUGACAGCGCUCAGCCUCUGCUGCAGCUCAUGCUGGACGUAGAAAAGGACAGGGUGGAAUCACCAGGCAGAGGGCCUGUCAUUGUGCACUGCAGUGCUGGUAUAGGAAGAACUGGAUGUUUUAUUGCCACAGCUAUUGGUUGUCAACAGUUGAAGGAAGAGGGAGUUGUAGAUGCAUUGAGCAUUGUCUGCCAGCUACGAGUGGAUCGGGGUGGAAUGGUUCAGACCAGCGAACAGUAUGAAUUUGUGCACCAUGCACUGAGUCUGUAUGAAAGCAGACUUUCUGCAGAAGCUGUCGAGUGAAUCCAAGGAGGGUAAAACCGAAUGUCAGUCUCUUGAGGUAAUUCGUUUCAUUACCUACCAGCAGCUUCUUCAAGGAGUUUACUGCAGUGGGAAGAGCGGCUUUGAGGCCAACUUCUGAAAGGAUUGUGGACGGUUUGGCAAAUGUGUAGAGAUUGCUGGACCCUUACUGUAUAUGAAUGUAUUGUGAGCUUCCCAAAAAUGAUUUAUAAAGAAGGUACCGUACUGAAACUACACACGGAUUUCACGUAUAUAUCUAAAGGUGGGUUUAAUUCUGUGAUACUGAUAUCUGCCAUAUGGAAUGUAUGUAUGUGCUACUGCUGCAGUUGGAUGGACAUUGGAACUUCCACAGAAGAAAUGUUUAUCAAGUGUAUAAAUGCUUUAACGUUUGCAAACUGUCUUGUGAAUGGACUGUCAACUGUACUGUAAAGUGCUAUUACUUAUUAUGUGGUGAGCUUGUUUCUUGGCCACAUAAUAUUCUUGCUGCUAAAAUUGCAAGUGUUCAAUUAUGGAUUUAAAAAAGAAGAUGAGAUAAUAAAAAAAUCAAAAGUCUUGUUUUUGAAAAUAUUCAAAAGCAGUUAAUAUUUUAUAUGGAAAUAUAUGUUCUUCCUACUAUUAACUAUUAAACAUGUAUUUACUGUAGGUCUUACAGAGCAGUUGCAGAGCACAACGUCUGUUAUUCAGUGUGUAUGUAUUUACCCUAUACUGUUGAUUGUCUUAGAACAUGCUUCUGCUACAGACACAGAUCCAGUGUAUUUGUAAAUUGUGUAAGUCAUUUCACUUUUAAAAGAAACUUUGUAGCAUAUAUUAAAUGGUAAGGAUUUUAAAUAUUUGUCUGUCUUUUAUUAAUACGGGAUUUUUUGCUCAUGUUGUUUAUCUGCUCUUUCUAUUUCAGUAAGAGAUAGAUGCCUUUAGUGAUAUGAACUGUUCCACAACAGGUUAUACAAGAAAGAAAAUGCUGCUAUGACUGUUUCCUUUAACAUUCAGUAAGAGUUUGUUUUUAAGAGAAAUGCAAAGUUGGCAUUAUGACUUACAGCACUGGGAGGUCUGUUUACAGGGUAUAAUGAGUUUUUAAUGCAGUGAUGUUAACUUUGCUUCAUACUGCUAAUAAAUUACAGUUGAUAUAAAA
Molecule: messenger RNA, 4286 nt
Organism: Calidris pugnax (ruff)
Lineage: Eukaryota; Metazoa; Chordata; Aves; Charadriiformes; Scolopacidae
Gene: PTPRR
Product: protein tyrosine phosphatase, receptor type, R
Exons: 11
Coding region: 1928-3160 (410 amino acids)
Biological process (GO): protein dephosphorylation
Molecular function (GO): protein tyrosine phosphatase activity
Source: RefSeq, a predicted model, not a curated record